Messenger RNA from Pygoscelis adeliae (Adelie penguin), 968 nucleotides. RefSeq names its product LIM and SH3 protein 1 (gene LASP1). The transcript is spliced from 8 exons. NCBI's taxonomy places the organism in Eukaryota, Metazoa, Chordata, Aves, Sphenisciformes, Spheniscidae. Gene Ontology annotation, cellular component: focal adhesion. Bases 1 to 954 code for a protein of 317 amino acids. Gene Ontology annotation, molecular function: actin filament binding. The record is from RefSeq and is a predicted model, not a curated record.
AUGGAAACGCAUCACCACGCAGCGCUGCCCGGCACAUCUCUUCGAGCGGGGUCCCAGGAUAUCGGCUCGCGCCCCUCGCCCGUGCGAAAGUCCCCAGGAGGAAAGCGCAGGCCGCGCUGCAGCGUCAACCCCGUCGAGGGGCUGGAUGCUUCGGACACCAGACGUUUUGCAGGGGUCAUGGAUGCUAUCACUGACAUCUCUAGGCUGCAGGAGCUGCUGAGUUUGAGUUGUGCAAUUCUAUUCUGGCACAAAGCAUGUUUCCACUGCGAGACCUGCAAGAUGACCCUAAACAUGAAAAACUACAAGGGCUAUGAAAAGAAGCCAUAUUGCAAUGCACACUACCCGAAGCAGUCCUUCACUAUGGUGGCAGACACUCCUGAGAACCUGCGUCUCAAGCAGCAGAGCGAGCUUCAGAGCCAGAUUCGCUACAAGGAGGAGUUUGAGAAGAACAAGGGGAAAGGCUUCAGCGUGGUGGCUGACACCCCGGAGCUGCAGAGAAUCAAAAAGACUCAGGAUCAGAUCAGCAACAUAAAAUACCACGAAGAGUUUGAGAGGAGCAGGAUGGGCCCGAGUCCCAGCGAGGGUGCUGAGCUGGAGCGCAGGAACUCCCAGGAGAGCACCAAUUACCGGAGACCCGCAGAGCAGCAGCACCAGCCGUCUCAUCACGUCCAACCCAGCAACCCAGCCUCCCAGCAGCAGCAGCCGUCGUCUCAGUCCUACGGCUACAAGGAGCCCGCAGCACCAGCCUCUACACAGCGCAACGCUCCUUCUGGAGGGGGGAAGCGUUUCCGUGCCGUCUACGAUUACAACGCGGCUGACGAAGAUGAGGUCUCCUUCCAGGACGGCGACACCAUCAUCAACGUGCAGCAGAUCGAUGACGGAUGGAUGUACGGCACGGUGGAGCGCACGGGCGACACGGGCAUGCUCCCCGCCAACUAUGUGGAGGCCAUCUGAGCCGCGGGAGGGGA